Molecule: messenger RNA, 4449 nt
Organism: Oncorhynchus gorbuscha (pink salmon)
Lineage: Eukaryota; Metazoa; Chordata; Actinopteri; Salmoniformes; Salmonidae
Product: band 4.1-like protein 2
Biological process (GO): cortical actin cytoskeleton organization
Cellular component (GO): plasma membrane; cytoskeleton
Molecular function (GO): structural molecule activity; actin binding
Source: RefSeq, a predicted model, not a curated record
UCUCUCAGCCUCAUUCUUCUCUCUGGCUCUCUGUCCCCCUGAGUUUGGUGCUGAGUGCGGUAAUGACCGCAGCGUGUAGAGCAGGAAGCUGAUCAGCUGGAAUAGAGCACAGGAAGGUGACAGGAAAGUGAAGUCUUGAGUCGGACAUCAGAGGGGAGAGAUCACGUGUGACUGGGGACCAUGACGACAGAGGUGGGAUCUGAAACAGAGGUGAAAAAAGAGCCGGAGAAGGCAGAGGAGCAGCCUGCAGAACCUGAACGACCAGCCAUCAACCAGACAGACAAGGUCAAGGUCGUUGAGGCCGCUGAGCAGUCCAAUGAAAGCCCCGCUCUGGCCACAGACUCAGCAGAGGCAAAGGAGAACCAGGAGGAGGCCCAGCCUGCCGACAACACCACAGGACCGGCGGGAGAGGAGCCCCCAGCCUCACCACUAGCUUCAGAGAAGAAAGGCAUUUCCAGGUUCCUCCCUCCAUGGCUUAAGAGGCAGAAGUCUCAGAGUGUGGUGGGACUCAAAGAGAGCCAGGUGACACCCAAGGAAGAGGGAGGUGUGGUUCUGGUGAACGGGGAGGGUGAAAAGGCGGAGCAGGUCAAAGCAGAGCAGACAUCAUCGACCACAGCAGCUGAGCCACAGGUUGAAGAAGAGGAAGUGAACGGCGAGGCGGAGCCAGAACAGAAAGAGGAAGUGAAUUCAGAGGAACACGCGGAGAAUCAUUCCACUGGCAGUGCAGAAACUCAGCCUGCUAAGGAGGAGAAAGCAUCAGAGAAAUCUCAGGAGAAGAGUGCAGCGGAGGAGGAGAAAAAAGAAACAGAGGAAGGAGGAGAGGAGAAGAAAGACCAGGAAGAGAGCUUGAAGCCCGAGGGAGGGCGUUAUUUUAUCAAGUCGCCUCUGAAACUGACCAAGAAGGUGAAGAUGGUGAUGUGUCAUGUGAUCAUGCUGGAUGGAAGCCAGUUCCCCUGUGAGGUGGAGAAACGGGCCAAAGGCCAGUACCUGUUUUUCAAAGUGUGUGAAGCCCUGAACCUACUGGAGAAGGACUACUUUGGGUUGAGUUACAAAAACGCUGACCAGAUGUGCUGGCUGGACCCUACAAAGGAGAUCAAACGUCAGAUCUGCAAUCCCUCCUGGCAGUUAGCGUUCAAUGUCAAGUUCUACCCUCCUGAUCCGUCCCAGCUGACCGAGGAUAUUACCAGAUAUCUCCUGUGCCUUCAGCUGCGGCAGGACAUAGUUUCGGGGCGUCUGCCCUGCUCCUUCGUCACCCACUCUCUGCUGGGUUCCUACUCCCUGCAGGCCGAGCUGGGAGAUCACGACCCCGAUGAGCAACGCCUUGACUACAUCAGCGACUUCCAGUUUGCCCCCUCACAGACUAAGGAGAUGGAGGAGAAGGUGGUAGAGCUCCACAAAACUCACAGGGGGAUGACUCCUGCUCAAGCAGAUACCCAGUUCUUAGAAAACGCCAAGAAGUUGUCGAUGUAUGGUGUCGAUCUCCACCAUGCCAAGGACUCUGAGGGAGUGGACAUCAUGUUGGGAGUGUGUGCCAAUGGCCUGCUGAUCUACAAAGACCGACUCCGGAUAAACCGCUUUGCCUGGCCAAAAAUCCUCAAGAUCUCCUACAAACGUAGCAACUUCUAUAUCAAAAUCAGGCCGGGAGAGACGGAGCAGUUUGAGAGCACCGUGGGCUUCAAGCUGCCCAACCACCGCUCUGCCAAGAGGGUCUGGAAGGUCUGCGUGGAGAAUCACACCUUCUUCAGGUUGAUGACUCAAGAAGCGCCCACUAAAGCCAAGUUCCUCACACUGGGCUCUAAAUUCCGCUACAGUGGGCGGACCCAGGCCCAAACACGACAGGCCAGCAUCCUCAUCGACAGGCCGGCACCCUACUUCGAGCGCACCUCCAGCAAGCGCAUCUCACGAAGCCUGGAUGGAGCGCCAGUGAUCAACAUGAUCGAGGCCCAGGACUCGGCCCCCACCUCUGUGGGGAACGGCAGGGAGCCUGGCCUGGAACUCUCCUCCGACUCCUCCAAGAGCGGAAAGUUGAGAGUGCAGGGGGAAAAUAUAUAUGUCAGACAUAGCAAUUUAAUGUUGGAGGACCUGGAUAAGACUCAGGAGGAUGUUUUGAAACAUCAGGCUAGCACUAGUGAGUUAAAGCGCAGUUUUAUGGAGGCCACCCCUGAGACUCGUCCCAGUCAAUAAAAGCGCCUCACUGCCAGCCCGGCUACCAGCCUGCGUCUGCAGGCCCAAGGGAGUUCAGAUGACAAACAGAAAUCAGACGAGACAACGUUGCAGGCAGCAGAGGUUGAGAUAGAAGAGACUGUAGUCGUCGAGGAGAUCAGGGUGGCACCCAAAGGCUCUGUCACCAUCACCACCCCCGAGGUGGUGGUCACCCCUGUCGCCGUGGAGACAGAAGUCGAGAAGCCCGAAGAGGAAGUGAUAGAGGAAGUGAUAGAGGAAGUGAAGGAGGAAGUUAAGGAGGAGCAGAAGAGGCCUGUGAGCGGGUCCUCAGACAGCCACAGUGAGAGCGAGGAAGAGGCAGGGGAGUACCACCCCCAGGUCACUGUCAGCACCUCAGUGGAACAGAUCAAAGAAGAGCCUGAGGAAGAGGAGGAGGAGGAGGAAGUGGACAACCAUGAAGAACCAGAGCAAGUUGCAGAGCCCGAACCACUCCCAGAGGUUGAGGUAGAGACCAUGCCUUCCCCUUCAGUAGUGGAAGAAAUGCCCAUGGCAGAGCCAGAGACAGCCCUUGUGGUCGAUGCCCCCGCUGAGGAGGAGCGCACAGAGGACAUCCUGGUUAUCCCUGAGGAGGCCCCUAAUGGGCAUGCUGAGGACCAGCCUGGCCUGGUGGCUGUGGAAGAAGAAGAAGAGGAGGAAGAGGAGGAGCCCAGAGUCAACGGGGACGCGUCUCACGCUGAGACGGAGCGCAUUCCUCAGGUUAUUUGUUGCUCUGAGCCACCUGUGGUGAAGACAGAGAUGGUGACCAUCUCAGACACGUUUGCGGCUCAGAAGACUGAGAUUGCCACUAAGGAGGUUCCCAUCGUGCACACCGAGACAAAGACCAUCACUUACGAGGCUGCACAGCUGGACGGCAGUGGAGACGGUGAACCAGGCAUUCUCAUGACCGCCCAAACCAUUACUUCUGAGUCGCUGUGCACCACCACCACCACACACAUCACCAAGACAUUAAAAGGUGGUCUCUCAGAAACCAGGAUCGAGAAGCGCAUUGUCAUCACCGGAGAUUCAGACAUCGACCACGAUCAGGCCUUGGCCCAGGCUAUAAAGGAAGCCAAAGAGCAGCACCCUGACAUGUCAGUGACCCGGGUGGUGGUCCACAAAGAGACUGAGCUGGCUGAGGAGGGCGAGGACUGAGGCACCAGAGCUGAAGAGCCUGUGAAGUUCAUACAUGGAUGUUUGAGAAAGUCCUGUCAUCUCCCAAACUGAGAGUCAACCUGGUGAGAAGAUGAGGUGAAGACAACAGAGGCUGAACUCCUAUGUGUCUGUUUCAUCACACGCCUUCCUUUUUUUUAUCACUCAGAAGAGAACCACUUAGCUAAUGUUUGUAGUGUGUUUUUAAAAAUGGCUAUCAUUGUUAAAACCAGAUAGGAUUUAUCAAGUGGUAAUUUUUAUUGUUGUGCAGUAUUCACAUUCCUAGUAUGUACAGACAGCUGGUGUUAUGAGAAAGUACAUUUCAAUAUCUAGCUUCCUGGAUUCUUGCAUCUGUAUGUGGACAGGAAGUAAGACUAGGUGGAUAUUAGCUUUGGACCUAGUCUUGUUCUAUGUUCUUAGAGCCAGAUGUUUAUCAGUUUUUUUUGGGGGGGGGGGGGGGGGGGACAGAAUAACAGCAAAUUAAUUUAAUUGGGGGAGUUUCCAAGGGACCAGCAAAGGGUGAAGCACUGUGUCAUUUUGUACAUUGCAAUACAGUGCCAACACGUGUUCUUCUCUAUGCAUUCAAAACUGAAGCAUUCCAUUAAAGUGCAGGUGCUUUUCCAAUACCUCACUCAGAAAAAAAAAACUGUAAAAUUAAAAGCUUGGACACUUUUUUUUCUGUGACUUUCUGGCAUCAUUAAUCAUAAAUGUAUUUGUAGAAUUUUUUGGGGGGGUCUUUUAAACUUGUUUUUUGUGUAUUUAUCUGUAAACUGAUUUACUGUAGAUGUUGAUGAGGUGUGUUUGCCCCUUUUAAAAAAAAUAUAUUUUUAAUAUAUUUCAGAGUUUUUUUGACAGCUAAAAGAAACACAGUUGCCACCAUUUUAACAUUUUACCUGUAGAUUAAAGUGAUGGCUGCCUAGUGCUCUCUGCAGUCUGACCAACCCCACCAAGUCCAAUGACGGCAUCAAUUAGCUCUUUGGACCAUGUGUAUAGCAGAUCAUCUUAGAUAUUCAGCAGCUUGAAAAUUGUUUUCCCCCUCUCCAUCACAGCCACCUAACCCUCUGUGUAACACUGAAAUAAACAUUUGUUAUUCUCUAA